Schistosoma bovis is the source of this 6343-nucleotide messenger RNA. The record is from the annotation of a GenBank genome assembly. Lineage: Eukaryota; Metazoa; Platyhelminthes; Trematoda; Strigeidida; Schistosomatidae.
GAUAAUAUAGAUUCAAUGUUCAAUUAUUUGAUCAAAUGACACAUUGGUGACCAUUUUUAACUCUCCCGCGUAUCUUUACGUUAUUAACUGUGUGGUAGUCAAAUUUCCAGGUUUCCAUCUGUUAUUGUGACUACUGCUAUGUCCAACUCCGCUGCUGAUGGCAUCGAACGCAAACCUGGAACUUUAUCCAAAACUUCAGUCUCAGUGCUUAGUUUGCUUUUGGCAGUUUUAGCGUGUGAAACUAUUCAGAGUAGUUCACAUUUUUGUCGAAUAAAAAACUCUUUGACUGACUUGUGUGAUUUUUCCUUUUUUAAUUAAAUAUCUAAACAAUUUCUGACUCGGGUUAAUCAUUAUCAUUCCAUCUUACACAUGCUACCAUCUCCAGGUGGAAAAUCUGUACGAAAACGUUCCACCGGUGAUCCACAAGGUGCUGGCGCCGUGGAUGAGGAUGUAUUCCGACAGUCCUUUAUACCGUCCAUGUCAAUCACUGCAUCUUCUCCCAAAGAGCUUACGGAGAUCAUAAAUCGUAUAAAAGAUGCACUUUCUGGGAAUCCUGAAGAAUGGGAAAAACGUGUAGAUGCGUUAAAAACAUUACGUGCUAUAGUUGCCAAUGGUGCUCUGCAAUAUGAUGAAUUUAUUCCCUUAUUAAAAACUUUGGAAAAUUCCAUAGAUCUUUCCCUGCGUGAUUUAAGGUCUUCAGUUGUACGAGAAGCAUGUAUAACAGUCGCCUUUUUAUCUCAAGAAAUUCGUAAUCGUUUUGAUCGUUUCGCUGAGAGUGUUUUACAAACAAUUAUUGCGUUAUUAUCUAAUAGCGCUAAAGUUAUGGCAACCAGUGGAGUGGUUGCGAUGCGAUUUAUUUUAGAGAAUACAUGUUCUUCUCGUCUUCUCCCCAUUCUCAUUUCUUCAUUAUCAUCCAAGUCUAAUGUUACCAGAAAAUGCAUUUGUGAAUUCUUAGAAAUCAUUUUCCGAACCUGGCCAUUAAAUAUUCUUGAAAAAAAUCUCUCUGUAUUGCAAGAUGCACUAAGGCGAGGUAUUUCAGAUGCAGAUCAGGAAGCUCGAUUAUUUACUAGACGUUCAUUCCCAUUAUUUGUUGCUAAAUUUCCUGAGCAAGCAAAUUUAUUUUUACAAAAUCUUGAUCCUCAAAAACGUAAACUAAUUGAAAAAGAUUUGAUCGCUGCAGGAUUAUCAGAAGGGUUUGGUGCCGGUGAUACUGCGACAACUGGAUCAUCUCGAAGUCAACCUGGUAGUCAGUCAAAUUUAACUUACCAAAGUACCAGACGACCAACUCGACCUGUAUUAGGCACUAGCUCAUUAGCCAAUAAUACAAAUCGCAGUCGUCCACCAUUAACUAGUCAGAAUGAGUAUAAUACCGUUGGUCGUUCUUUCCGUCAAGGAUCAAUUGCUUCAAAUUACGACGGUCGUCCACGUCAGAUUGGGAGAAAACUUGUAUCACAGUCACAGCCUACAAGUCGUGAAGUUUCACCAUCACGUCUAGCCUAUUUCACUGCCUAUGGUACUACUGCAUCUAAUAAUAAUGAUGGACAAAAAUUACAAUUCAAUACAACUAAUACUAAUCGUAAUGGUACAAUAGGAUUUGUAGAUAAUAAUAAUAAUAAUAAUACAGAUCGUACUACACGUUUAAUCAUGAAUUCACGUGUUCCACGUAGUCAAGGUGCUAGUCGAGAAACAUCACCGACAAGAUCUACUGCAAGCGGUUAUACUAUGCCUUCAUAUCAGCAUAAUAAUAAUUUUCAAUUAACUGGUACAAAUCAAAUUGGACAAAUGAAUUAUCGGAGACAACAACAGCAAAGACCAUCUCUUGGUACUUUAAGUGAUUGUGCUGACCUCGGCGAUGGACCUUUAUAUGGUCGACAUUACUCAACUGGAAACAGUCGUGGUCCAUAUGGCUCAGAUGAUAACUUCAGUGAAACAUCAUCACAGUGUUCUGAACGUUCAGGUCGUUCAGUACCCGGGUACAGGCGCCAGUCCUCAAGUAAAGUGACUAGUAAUUUAAAAGAAAUCAUUUCUCAACUUCAAGCUGUUCAAUGGUCUGACAGAAAAGACGGCUUAACAAAUUUACAGAAUUAUAUGCGUUCUGGUUAUCCGUUAAAUCCUGACGAUAUUCACUGCUUAACUGAAAUAUUUUCUAAAAUGUUUGCGGAUUCUCAAAGUAAAGUUGUUAGUUUAUUUAUGGAUACAUUACAAUUCUUUAUUAAAGAAUAUAAUCCAUUACUUCGUGAUUGGCUUUACACUCUAUUAAUACGUUUGUUGUAUCGUCAAAGUCAUGAGGCUUUGAGCAGUCAUCAGAAAGCAAUACAAGAAACACUUUUUGUUCUCAGAUCUCACUUUCCUUUGAAUUCGCAAUUCAGUAGUUGCUGUCAUUUUAUUAUGGAUAAUGCACAUACACCAAAUUUUCGUGUUAAAACUUGUCUAUUAGAAUACAUGAAAGAUCUAAUUUUAAUGAUGAGUCCAGAUUUAAUUGCUAAUCCAUCAAAUGAAGUUAUUAAUGCAAUUGGAAAAAUUAUCAGUUGGUCUGCUGAACCAAAAUCAGCCGAUGUUCGACGAAUGGCUUCCCGUGUUGUUAUCAAAUUGUUCGAUUUGAAUUCCACAAGUUUCUCUAACUUAUUACAAUCACUGCCUCGUGGAGUACAAGAUCGUGCACAUGAAGUAUUAAAAACCUAUCAAAAGACUGCUACAGGUGGUGGUCUAAUCAAUUUAACCGACACUAAUCACAAUUCUCCUUCAUGGAAAUCAUCUUCAGGAUCAUUGAGGAAAUAUUCUCUGCCUGUAACAUCAACAGGUCGAAGUCCUAUGACUAGAUCUGCUGAUCAAGAUCAUAUGAUUUUUUCACCACCAAGUAGUGGACGAUAUGGAUCAAUCUCUGGACCAUAUUAUUCUUCACAACGUUCUCAUAACUCUACUGGCAGUGACAGUGGUCGAGUAAGCCCUGAAAGUAUGAAUCGUAUUAUUCGUGAAACAACCGAUGGCCUUCAAUCACUUUCAGUUGGUGCGAGUGGGGGUGGUAUUCCAACGUCAGCGAUAACAAGUCCAACACGCAGAGUAUCUGCUGAUCCCAGCUUUACAACUAACGAUUAUACAUAUGCUACAAAUGGUAAUACAGGUGUAUUACGUACUGUUCAACCAAAUAAUUUUCUUAAUUCACAACCAACAUCAUUACAGCCACCUAAUAUUAUUCCAUCUAAUGUAAAUCAAUGUUAUGCUUCCUCACAAGGUACUACUGCUUCUAAUGAUCCAACACUGCAGUCUACAUAUGGGUUACGUACAAAUAAAGCUCUUUUAAAUACACUUAUCAAUUAUGAUCCUGGUGAUGGGCCAAAAUUAAAAAAACCUGUAAUUGGUUAUCAGACGUUAAAAAAAAUACGCGAAAUGCCCCCAGAAGAUAUCAUGUCUGAAAUACUCCAGGAAUUAUCGAAUCACAAUGAACGAGAUAAUGUCACCUAUGAACAAAGAAAGACAUGUAUGUUAAAACUUAUCAAAUUAUUACGUGAUGGUGUUAUCAGUAAUUGGGAUGAAUAUUUCAAGCCAACUUUGUUAAUUCUCCUAGAAACAUUAGGUGAUGAUGGACAUGAAACAAGAGCACUUGCACUUCGUGUACUUCAAGAAUUAGUACGAGCUAAACCGGAAUUAUUUCAUGAUUUCGCUUAUUUAUUUGUUAUUAAAGUACUUGAAGCCUGUCGAGAUAGUGAAAAAUCUGUUAUUCGAGCUGCAGAAGAUUGCGCCAAUACAGUAGCACAAAAUCUUCCACAAGAAUUAUGUCUCAAUGUAUUGACACCGUUAAUAAAUGAUUCACAACUACACAUUAAUUUACCAGCAAUUAAAAUGCAAAUGCAAGUUAUACAAAAUUCUUCGCCGGAAUUAGUACAUGAAUUUAUUAAUGCAUUAAUUCCUGGACUUGUAAUUGCUUGUAAUCAUGAAGAGAGUGCCAUUCGUAAGGCCAGUGUGUUUUGUCUAGUUGCAAUAGCUAUGAAACUUGGUGAUGAUAUCUGGAGUUAUUUAACUGAAUUAAACGCUGGCAAAAAACGCCUUUUGAAACUCUAUAUUGACCGUCAACAAAGUUCAGCCACAUCUGAAGAUUCAAUUACAACCAGAAGUUGAUCCACUCAUCAUCCAUUAUUGUUUGUUAAAAAAGUAAUCCCAAUUAUCGAUCAUAUAUAUAUACGUGUGUGUACCAAUCAUCUGUAUGAAACCAAUUGUUUGACUCUUCCUCCCUUUCUUAUUUCUCGUCAUUACCAUUUACUGUCGUCGUGAUCAUGGUAAUGAUGUCAGACGUUUCUACUAAUCAAUAUUAUAAGAAUUUGUCUAUUUCCUUUUACACAUUUGCAAAUAACAAAAGAAAACCAUUUUCUCAUCAACUUCUUUCUCCUAUAGUAAGAAAUGCAUACAAAUGAAAUAUAGAGAGUGGCAUUUUAUUUGAAGAUUACAUAAUACUUACGCUAUUUGCUUCCCAUCUAAUUCACUGUUGUUAAAUUAAGUUAAUUAGUGAAUCAAUUUUUGUCAUGUUUGUUUUUCUCACAUCAUUUUAGUCAGAUUUUCAUUUUUACUUGUCUUGUUGGGCGGUUUUUCUCUGUUUUUGUUUUAAUUCCAUGAACAACAUCGAAAUGUUGUGUUCUGUUGUUGUUGUUGUUACUACUACUACUACCACUGCUACCAAUGUAUGAUUUCUUUUUGUCUACCACACUAUUAAUACAACCCGGUCGAAUCGAUUAAUGGUCAACAAAUUAUUUAUAUAAAUGCAAAAUGAUUGAAUGUAAGAAGCUAACUGUUUACUUCCUACUGCUUCUCCAUCAACACACACAUACACAUAACAACGAGAGAGAGAGAGAGUAUAUGUUUCGAAAGAUUACGACUGGCAUACUACUCUUUAAUACAUCAAUUGACUGUUCUAGUUAACCGAACAAAAAAUCAGAUUUUUAGCGUUGAAUUAUGAAAUAUCUAAUUUAUUGUGGUUUAACUUCUCGGUUUUUAUUCUGCUUUGAGUAAAUACACAAUAUAUCUAAACGUAAUUAGAUACUUCAAAAGUGUACACUUGUUACUCUCUCUCUCUCUCUCUUUCCCGCAUAUCCUUCAUGUGCCUCUUUUCUCCAGAAAAAUAAUAGUCAAAUGUGUAAUUUAUUUCCUCUAACACAUGUAAACAUGUUCAUUUGAUUAUUUUCAUUAUUUCUCUUUGCAUACACAAAUUGAGCCUUCUUUUUCAUGUUUCUAUUUUGAACUAAUUCUGCGUAUACAUACACACUAUUCUCCACUACUACUAUUACUACUACUAGUACCUCGCAUAUAUUACAUAAAAUGUUCUGUUUUUCUAAAAUAAGUAUUUUAUUUUGUGAAUAGUAAUAGAUAUAUAAAUUACUAACUUUUACUCCCUCUCCUCUCAUUAUUAACAUCCCUUUUUUAUUACAAUAAAAUAAUCUAAUAGUCCUACUUUGAACCAACACCUUCAUUAUCUUUGCUCCUUCUUUACUCUUCUUCAUUUUGAAUGAGUGAACAAUUUUAGCUUUCAGGUUAUCAAUUACCUCUUAUUUGAUUCGUAUCUAAAACACAAAUAUUCUGAAAAAAAUUAAUUUUUUUCAUUAUAGAAAAAAAACAUACUGUUCGAGAUCAAAAAAAGCAACCUAGCGGUACUUCAUCCUUGAACUACAUACACACAUUUGAUUUUUCUUAUGUUUCGUUUUGUCUGUAACGAAAGUAAACGAAAUAGAUUUAUCAUUUUGUGUAUGUAUGUAUUUUUUGAUUAAAGACUCUCUCUCUCUUCCUACCCUCCACUUUUUCCGACAUUCAUCUAGUUUUUUUUCUUUUUGUCCAUUUGUUGUGUGUAUCCUACUGGAUGCCAUAGUUUAAUGCUUAUAUUGAAUGUAUGUAUAUGUCAAAGAGUUUUCUUUCUUUCUUGCUUAUCGUGUAAGUGAUUAUAAAGUGAAAGAUGAGAAGUGUCGUGGUGUUGUUAUUAAUUUUGUUGUCUGUACUCUGAGAGAGAGAGAGAGAAACAAAGAGUAUUAGUGAAAUAAAGCACGCUUUUUUAGACCACUACAUUCAUCCAUAUAUACACCGCUAUAUGUUGUUGUGUUUUCUUCGAACAAUCAGAGUAGGCUGUAUGUGUGUGUACGGGAGAUUGUGUUUUUAUACUGACUAUUGUUUCCAAUGUUUUAUGUUGUAUGGAUAAAUGUGUAUGUACAGAAACUGUUUUCACAUUUUGCUCUCCUUUUCCUCAGCUUCUAGAGAGUUUGUUUACAUUGUUUCUAUCUCUUCUGUGUACGGUUUAAUCAUCGGUAUUUCAGUUGACCAUAAAUAAUUUGUGAUAAUAAUUAUUAAUAAUAAUAUUAUUAUUGGU